This is a messenger RNA of Salvia splendens (bonfire salvia), 819 nucleotides long. Its product is annotated as B3 domain-containing protein Os03g0619800. Bases 1 to 819 code for a protein of 272 amino acids. Gene Ontology annotation, molecular function: DNA binding. The transcript is spliced from 3 exons. The record is from RefSeq and is a predicted model, not a curated record. NCBI's taxonomy places the organism in Eukaryota, Viridiplantae, Streptophyta, Magnoliopsida, Lamiales, Lamiaceae.
AUGGGAGGUGAAGGUUCUAACUCCAUCCCGAACGUCGACCCGGACUACCAAAGACUCCCUGCAUUCAUGAAGGUGUUCCACCAGGAGCGAUGCAAGGAUGACAUGCGACUUCCUCCCGAAUUCAUCAGGAUUCACGGGCAUGACCUACCGUUCGACUGUAGGCUCGUUUGGCCGAAUGGAAUACGAUAUAGGGUGCGAAUUCUAAAGCUUGCCAAUGGGUUCUUCUUCUCCUCCGGAUGGCGAGAGUUUGUUCGUGCUACUGGCGUCGUACACGGCGAUCAUCUCACCUUCACUUUGGUGGAUGUUGGAAUUUUCAAUGUAAAGCGGUUUGAUAGCGCAACACAUUGUCCACCGCAGGGAGACGUUGACGUUGUUGAAGACGACGAUGUGGAAGGUAGCUACUCCCCGGACAUCGAUACGUCCGACGAUUACGUGCCAUCGGAGACUGAAUCUGAAACAACUAUGGAUGACGACUACGUGGACGAUAGCGGGGCACUAAACGUCGACGGCUGCCCAACAUUCGUCAUUUCGCUCACCCCGACGAACAUCAAUCACAACAUUGAGAUCCCAUAUGGCUUUUGGCAACGCCGUAUCCCACCGGGGGCAAUUAAAGCGGCCGUGUAUCUGGUGACCGAAGGGGGGAUGUGGCGAUGUACACUCAAACAUAACUCGAGGAAGAUAUGGAUGAAGGAUGGGUGGGCUCGAUUCAAAGACAAGCACAAUCUGGUGGAAGGGGUGCGUUGUCAUUUCAAGCUCGUUGAGGCCUUUGUUGUCCAAUUUUACGUGUGGUUUGAACGUCCUUUAGAUCGUUGGAAGUAA